Lampris incognitus (smalleye Pacific opah) is the source of this 1714-nucleotide messenger RNA. It is a transcript of the gene fas, whose product is annotated as Fas cell surface death receptor. The transcript is spliced from 8 exons. Gene Ontology annotation, biological process: immune response; regulation of stress-activated MAPK cascade; motor neuron apoptotic process. NCBI's taxonomy places the organism in Eukaryota, Metazoa, Chordata, Actinopteri, Lampriformes, Lampridae. Gene Ontology annotation, molecular function: protein binding; tumor necrosis factor receptor activity. The record is from RefSeq and is a predicted model, not a curated record. Gene Ontology annotation, cellular component: membrane raft; CD95 death-inducing signaling complex; external side of plasma membrane. Bases 53 to 1012 code for a protein of 319 amino acids.
UGUAUUUUCUGUAUCUGGUUCCUCCAGUGGUGUGUUUUUUUUAAGUAUUAAUAUGAUGACGGUACCCUCCUCAAACAGACUUUUUAAUUGGCGAAGUACUUUGUUAUUGGUCUUGUUUUACUUGUCAAGUAAUCAUCAACCAUUGGCAUCCACAGCUGAAGGGGAAGGAAACCAGGGCAUCUAUAGAUCAAGUAUGCGUCGCGUCAAGAGGGAACGUUGUCAACAUGAUUUUUACCAGCAUGAGGGAAAAAACUGCUGCCUCUGUGCUGCAGGUGAAAAACUGUCAAAGCCCUGCCGUACCACUGAUGUGGAUCGGGAGUGUCUUCCCUGUGAGCUGGGGAACACAUACAACAGUCACCCUAAUUCACUGCCUGAAUGUGAACCUUGCACAUCCUGCUCCCACCCCAGUGCCAAUCUACAGGUGGAGACGCCCUGUAACCUCACUAAAAACACGGUGUGUGGAUGUAAACCAAAUCACUACUGCGAAGGUGGCCAAAAGUAUUGCAAAUUCUGCCUCCCAUCACAACAGAGUUACGGAUUGGGAAUAGGUCUUGCAGUUACAUUUACUGUGUUAAUAAUAGUUGCUGCUCUGGGUGUCUAUUUAUGUCGGAAGAAACAAAAUGCUCAACGGCAGUGUAACGAAAACCCUGAGGCCAUUGAGGGACCAACCACAGUAGACAUGGAACCUCUGAUAAAUGUGGACCUCUCGCCUCAUGUCAUUGACAUUGCAGCAGUGUUGGGAUGGAAGGUCAUGAGGGAUGUGGCCUUAAGCAGUGGUCUGUCAAACCAUGAUGUCGAUUGUCAUGUGCACAACCACCCCAAUGACAUUCAGGAACAGACGCUCCAACUACUGAUAUGCUGGGUGGAGAAGGAGGGCAUGAAUGGCUCACAGAAGCUAUUACAGAAGCUCCAGAUGAGGGGCAAUAAGGGCACCGCAGAGAAAGUGAGGAAUAUAAUCAAGAAGGAUGAGUGCUCUGGUGGCAACUCCAGUGGACACCAUGUAUCUGUUUAGCUUUGCCUCCUGUAAAGAUGUCAUUAUUAAUAUGGAGGGUGAGGGAACCAGAUGGCUCGUGGGCAAUGGUGAAAAACCUGUGUGCAAUUAACCUCUCUCCAUAUAGAUAGGUGCAUGUAGUUAAAGCUACAGUCCUAAAUUUAGUUAUUGUUUAAUUCAUUGACACCUAUGGGGGUACUGGUAAUUGCAUUUAAUUAUAUUUAAGAGGUAAUUACAUCCCAGAGAUCCUUUCCAGAUGAUGUCUGGAAUGGUGGUGGUGACUGUGCCAUUGUUGAAGCACCUUCCCCAUCCCAACAACAAUACAGGGUUGAACCACAGUUUAAACUUAUUGUGGUAUCUGAUGGUAAACAUCUCCUUUGAGCUUCUGGCUUAGUCUGCCAGACCUGCUUGUUAGCCACAACAGUUUGCUUUGCUUCAAACUGACUGCUGCCGGCCUUAUUACUCCAAAUUUUGCUCAUAUGAUAAACACUUGCGCUACAGUGUGUGUACCUUAUCAUUUUUUUUUGCAGGAAAUUCCUACCAGACAAUAUCCAGUCAAAAGAGCAACUACAAAAGCAUUCCUGAUUUGGAUAUUUUAUUCAUAUUCGUAUAUUCUAAGAAUAUACACGAUCCAACAGCUAAUCCAGGCAUUUUAUUCUUGGAUUAGCUGUUGUGUAAAAUGCACCCAAGGUGGUUUAAUAAUUAUUAAGUCUGUGAGACACG